AAAAAAACAAGGAACAACUGAUGAAUAACUUUUAAAUUACUAUCCUCUUCUCUUAUUCCUCCACUCUCAAGAUUCUCUACCCGUACAGUUUCUGAAGUUUAUAUAUAGAAUAGACCAAAGAGAUGUCAGAACACAAGAUCAAGUUAUAGAUUGAUAGAAAUAUACUCGUACUAAUAUCAAUAUAUAAAUACUCUGAUUCCAUAUUAACAUAAUAAAGUAUUUAGAAACAAUUUGAGUUUCGUAGGCUUAUACACAGUUGAUGGGAAGAACUGGGAUCGCCAAAGCACCAAAGCUGCUGUUAAGGAGUUGGAAGCAAUUUCAAGGGCGAGCAGGGAUAAGCAGCAAAGCUGCAAAAUCAAACCCGAUGAUCGUCGACUACUUUGAAGAUAUUUCCGACCAUAAUCUCAAAUUUAGCGGCGAAGAGGAGAGCUGGGUCCCACACCCACGCACCGGAAUAUUCUUUCCGCCGGGACAAGAGUCGGUGAUGGAAGAUGUCCCUAAUGGUGCUGCCUCCUUCGACAUGACGUUUUGGCUUAGGAACGUUGACGGUGUUGAUAAACCUGAUCCUGAUCUUCAUCAUCUUCCUUAUUAAUUAUAAACAAAAUUAAUAUGGUAUUGCUUAUCUUAUGAUUGUUUCAUUGAGAAAUGAAAUCGUCAUAAGGGGACACUAUAUACUACAUGUAACUAUAUUAAAUAAUCUCAAGGAAAUGAGGAAUGGAUACGUACAAGUUUACAACAACAUUUCAUUGUGAUCGUUUUCAUAUGAUGGAUGAAGAGGCUCAAACUCAAUAGAUAUUCGUUGUGACUUCACACUUGUGAUUAUGGUCUUGUGUGUGUGCGAGGUAAUUUACACAGCGACUAAUGUGAAAAGAAUUUAACCAAUAACUAAUGUAAAAAUAAUAUUAUUUUUUCUUAGAUGUGAUCUCG
Molecule: messenger RNA, 927 nt
Organism: Arabidopsis thaliana (thale cress)
Lineage: Eukaryota; Viridiplantae; Streptophyta; Magnoliopsida; Brassicales; Brassicaceae
Product: glutamate racemase
Exons: 2
Coding region: 260-592 (110 amino acids)
Source: RefSeq, marked reviewed